Molecule: messenger RNA, 2349 nt
Organism: Saccharomycopsis crataegensis
Lineage: Eukaryota; Fungi; Ascomycota; Saccharomycetes; Ascoideales; Saccharomycopsidaceae
Gene: ECM25
Product: Ecm25p
Exons: 1
Coding region: 1-2349 (782 amino acids)
Source: RefSeq, a predicted model, not a curated record
AUGCUGUUUGAUCUCAAUAAAAUAUUGUUCAAGUCAGCCACCUAUGAUCCAAGCACCAAGCUCCCUAUUUAUGUUUUUGAUACCACCGCUUUACCAAACCCUGCACAGUGCAACUUUUUAGCACUCAUAGGACUCCUUGUCGAUAAGAUUCCUGAUUCAAACUAUGUUCUUGUGUUCUUCACUGCAGGACUUUCAAAUGAUAAAAAUUUGAUAGAUUGUCAAGAAAACAAUUCAGAUACUUUCAAAUUCUCGUGGAUAUGGGGAGUGAGAACUUUUCAGCUUAUUCCUCCUGAAAAGAGAAAGUUCCUUAGAAAGAUUUACAUUAUCCACGAAUCGUGGUGGAUCAGAGCUCUCACCGAAGUGGUCAAGAACUUGGUAUCUCUGAAAUUUCUUAAUCGGGAAAAAAUCAUUCAUGUAUCAAAUCUUAGUGAGUUACUGAAACAUUUGGAUAUUACCAAGAUUAACAUUUCAUUAACGAACUAUUGCUACGAAUUUUUCAAGAUUUAUAAUUCAGAAAAUAAUCUUAAUAAGAAAUCUCUUCUUAAUAUCAGAAAACAAGAACCAUCAACACCUCCCAAAGUCGUGAUACCCAUUCAUAUACCUGAUAUAUUUGGUGUGGCAAUUUCUCCAUUAUCAAACCAAUUAAGUUGGUAUUACUAUAAUUUGAUCUUUGUGAAAUUUCUCCAAUUAUAUUAUCUUCCAGAUUACAAUAUCAAAUCACAGCAGCUACACUUAAUUUUGUUCCAUAAUAAUUCGCCAUCACUCAGUUUCAAAAGCAAUAUUCUUCAAGAUCUGAUUUCGCGAAACCAGUUAAUUUCUCUUGAUCAAUUUGAGCUCAGUACCCUUUUCAGUACCUGGAGGUAUUUCCUUAAACGUUUGAAGAACGAUUAUGCAAUGAUACCACUCGGACCAGUAAUUAUGAAUAAAAAUAAACUCGUGGAUUUCGAGCAAAUUAAUGACUUAACUAACCGAAUUUUUGAAUUAAAUGGGUACCAUGAAUUAUUGAAUGAUAUAAUGAAUUUUUUUAUUGUUCCAAUGAUAAUCCAUGAUACAAACCAUCUUGUGAAAAAUUCAAAAGGAAACAACGGAAAUCAAAUAGUGGAUAAAUAUUUCACCAAAAUUUGCAGAUUUUUAAUGCAAUUCAUGUGUGGCAUUCUUGUCAACUAUUCAGAAGACGAACGUCAGGCCGGGAUCAAGUAUGUUGGUAAGUUAAUCCGUUAUUGGCCAUAUCUUGACGUCAAUUAUUAUAGAGCUCCUACAAAUAAACCAUUACCUCCAACACCAAGAAUCAGUGCCAAUCAUUGCAAUUUAAAUAUAUCCCCACUAGCCCCAGUUGAAAAUUGUGAGUUGACUAGGAACUUAUAUGACUAUAUUAUGCAUACAAAUUUAAUUUCUAGGAAUUUGGAAUUUCUUAAUGACAAAGUGUCUAUUAACGAUAAACUCAGAGAUCAGAAACACCUAAAUAAUUUCAAUAUUCUACCAAAGUCAGAUUUUGAAUACCAAAAUCUUGCUCAAAUCAAUACUAUUACUUUUGCUGAUCUUGAAUUAUUGGGUGAUGGUAAAGAAAAUGAAAAACCAGUUGAGGCAUCUUAUGCAACUGAAGGUACUAGUUUCAAGUCUAUCAACGAUAAAAUUCGCAGCAAUUUCAAAACCUAUUUCAGCAACCCACUAAGUGACCUGAAUUUUGCUAGUAGUGUCACCAGCUCUGCAGAAAUUUCUAUUUCUAAAUCCUUCAGCAGCCUUGGGUUCAAAAGCGCCGCACCACCGCCUCCUGAGAAAAAGCCACAGCAUCAACGAGCUAAAACAAUUUCUUCUCUAGCAAAGGAACCCAAAAUAACCCCAAUGGCCCCGCCUCCUCCUCGUUUACCUCCUCGUUCAAACUCUGUGACCUCUUCCCCAGUGCGUUCCCAAAACAGCAACGGUAGCUCAGAUGCAGUUUUCAAAAAACCAAUGAUUCCAUUACGCUCAUCAUCUCCUGGGUUAAAAUAUGCUAGCUCUCAAGAAAGUUUAGCAUCUGUCACUUCAAAACGCUCUAUGUCUAGUAUCAAUAAUGACAUUUUUUCUUCGCCGAAGUCCAAUAGUGUAUAUUCUGCUGGUUGGAAGCCUUCUACAAUUUCACUUUCUUCAAACCCAAUCAACAGCACUCCGACCCUCACGAAGAAGCCGUCAAUUACGAAGGUGGUUCGUAAAGCCACCUCCCAAGAAUUCAUUAUUGCAGAUAAGAAAAAGUAUGCGGGAAUUGAAAAUGGGAAAGUCAACAAAUUAGCGCAAUUGUUUGAGGAACGUUUAGAAGGCAUGGAAAUUUUGGCGGAGAUUGAAGCAGAAAAAUUUUUUCGCAGAUUAGUCUGA